AUGAAUCAUCACCAUAUACAAAUCUAUCUUCUUGUAUAUGUCGAUGAUAUUCUUAUAACCGACAAUGAUUCCAAGGCAAUAUCUGAGCUUAUUCAUAAACUUCAAUCGAAAUUCACAAUGAAGAAUCUCGAUCCAGCCAGCCACUUCCUCGGCAUCAAAAUUGAUUCCUCAACAAAUAAGUAUUUUCUCUCUCAAAGCUUAUACGCUCAAUCUAUUCUUCAAUUAGUUGACCUUAAUAAUUGCAAUUCUCUCACUAAUCAGUCAGCUACAAAAAUGCCAUUACAGGUUUCCGGUGUGACAGCUAGCUUUGAUCCAAAUACGUAUAUACAUAUAGUUGGAUUUCUUCAGUAUUUAACUCUGGCCCGUCCCGACAUAGCAUACGCUGUCAACGCUCUUUCGCAACAUAUGCAUGAUCCGACAAACAUUCAUACAUCUAUGUUAAAAAGACUUCUCCGGUAUAUAAAGGGAACAACAAAGUUCAGACUACCGAUCACCAGAUCCAAUCUCUUGCUUCGCACAUUCUCUGAUAUAGACUGGGCGGCUGAUCCAAUCACAAGAAAAUCUAAGUCAGGAUAUUAUACGUUUCUUGGUUACACACUAGUUUCUUGGACGAUCAAGAAACAAACAACUGUCUCAAGAUCUUCUACAGAAUCCGAAUAUAGGGCUCUUGCUUCCGCAACUGCUGACACAAUUUGGAUUAAACGUCUGCUCUCUGGUUUUCGAAUACUGUACACAGCACCGGUCGAUCUGUUCUGUGACAAUACAUCUGCAAUUGCCUUGGCAAACAAUCCCGUUUUUCAUGCCCGAACCAAGCACAUCGAAAUCGAUCAACGCUUUAUUCGGGAUCAUAUUCACAACAAUAACAUCAGACUGUUACCAAUAAGCACAACUGACCAAAUAUCUGACAUUCUUACCAAACCGUUGGCUACUCCGAGGUUCAAGUUUUUACGUUCCAAACUAACAAUUGAACCUCAAUUAUCAGUUUGCGGGGGAAUGUUAGAACAACAAAACAAAGUAAGUUAA
Dendrobium catenatum is the source of this 1023-nucleotide messenger RNA. RefSeq lists its product as uncharacterized. The transcript has a single exon. Bases 1 to 1023 code for a protein of 340 amino acids. The record is from RefSeq and is a predicted model, not a curated record. NCBI's taxonomy places the organism in Eukaryota, Viridiplantae, Streptophyta, Magnoliopsida, Asparagales, Orchidaceae.